Penicillium antarcticum is the source of this 780-nucleotide messenger RNA. RefSeq lists its product as uncharacterized. NCBI's taxonomy places the organism in Eukaryota, Fungi, Ascomycota, Eurotiomycetes, Eurotiales, Aspergillaceae. Bases 1 to 780 code for a protein of 259 amino acids. The transcript has 3 exons. The record is from RefSeq and is a predicted model, not a curated record.
AUGGCUCAGACUAUUCAGGAAUUACUAUCUAACAGACUGUCUGCUGGUGAGCAGGCGACAAAGUAUUGGAUACGGUUCAGGCUUAUGACCAGUGGGCUGAGGUGUGUAAAUACAUUUAGAUACUAUACGCUUUCAAUUACUGUUCAACGUCUGAUAAACAUCCACUUCCUUGAUCGUGUCAGUGCCCGCUUCCCAGUGCCAGCAACCGAAACAGGAGGUUUUCGAACAACCCUCGUAGAUCUGGGCUGUGGAACCGACAGAAAUAUAAUUCAAUUGGUAGAUGCUAUAUCCCCAAAUUCAAGGGCAGAUUCAUUCGAAAUCGUCGGUCUAGAUGCUUCACCCGGAAAUCCAAGACUGGACGUGGACCUGGGCAUAUUGGAUCUUCUGCAGCCCAAUCUGGAACAGUUACCUGCUUCUUUGGGUCCUCCAGCUGGGGCAGCGGGUGUUAUAUCUACACUUGUAUUAGAACGCAUCCCACUUCAGCAAUAUUUUGCUGCUGCCUCGGCAAUCAUGAGAGCUGGUGCAUAUCUCUUGGUUACUAAUAUGCAUGCUGAUAUGGGGAUGCGCAGUCAGGCGGGCUUCACCGAUCCGGCGACUGAUGUUAAGAUUCGGCCUACGAGUUCUUGUCACGAGAAUUGGGAUGUUUUGGCAGUUGCUGCGGAGGCGGGGUUCAAUAUUGAACAUGUUGUUGGCUGUAACGAGGAUGGAGCAUUGGCUCGAGGUGUUGAUGAGGUUUGGGAGAGGUGCUGGGUGCGAGAGCUGAGAAUGGGUUGGGGUUAG